This is a messenger RNA of Plectropomus leopardus (leopard coralgrouper), 446 nucleotides long. The record is from RefSeq and is a predicted model, not a curated record. Lineage: Eukaryota; Metazoa; Chordata; Actinopteri; Perciformes; Serranidae.
UGCUGCUGGAGCGCAACGUGACGGUCACCAUGACGAUCACCAUCGGGACGAGGAACCUGCAGAAGUACGUGAGCAGGACGUCGGUGGUGUUCGUGUCCAUCUCCUUCAUCGUGCUGAUGAUCAUCUCUCUCGCCUGGCUCGUCUUCUACUACAUCCAGAGGUUCAGAUACGCCAACGCACGAGACCGGAACCAGCGUCGCCUCGGCGAUGCGGCGAAGAAAGCGAUCAGUAAACUUCAGGUUCGCACCAUCAGGAAGGGCGACCAGGAGACGGAGGCCGACUUCGACAACUGUGCCGUCUGCAUCGAAGGCUACAAGGCCAACGACGUGGUCCGCAUCCUGCCCUGCAGACAUUUGUUCCAUAAGAGCUGCGUGGAUCCGUGGCUGCUGGAUCACCGCACGUGUCCGAUGUGCAAGAUGAACAUCCUCAAAGCUCUGGGCAUCGCU